AUGGCUUUGAAGUCUGUAAAAUCAAUCGAGAAUGCCCUCAACCUCGUGGAGACGAAGAAAGAAAAUUUGAGAAAGGCAUUUCAAGAUUUGCAGUCGCAUUCCUCUAUGCUCUCCUCGUUCAAUCUCACAUGGCCCGAUCUCGAUUCCUAUUUUACGUCUCUCCAGUCCGAACUCCUCCAGAAAUUCUCGACCCUUCAAGCCCUCGAAUCUUCCCAAACUCGCAAACCUAAACCCGCAAGACGAGUAGUCCCUUUCUCAUCCGAACCGGUUCCUGCCCGGCCCGAGCUCAGGUCUCUCUGCGAAAACAUGGACGCCUUGGGUCUAUGUAGGUACAUAAUUGAGCGUCCCAAGGAAAGGACCGCCAUUAGGGUCGAGCUGGUGGAUGCGUUGAAGCACGCGCCCGACCCGGCUUCCUUGGUUCUGGAUGCAUUGGAGGGAUUUUGGGACAGAAAGGAGGGGUCUUGGUCUAAGUCAAGGACGGCUUGUACGGUGUUGCUGGAAGAGAUGUUGAGGGCUGGGUUGGAGAUCCCCCCAGAGGUUAGGGCGCGUGCCAAGGCAGUUGCGGCAGAGUGGAAGGCCAAAAUGGGUGCUGUGAAUAGUGCUGUUAAUGGUGGUGAUGGAGAUGAGGAGGGAAAGGAGGAGGAUGGGGGUUUGGGGAGGUUGGGUUAUUUGCAGCUUUUGGCUACUUACAAACUAUUAGAUGAUGAUGGGUAUGAUAAGGAUGAGCUGAUUGAUUACGUUGUCUCGAGCGCUAAGUACCGGCAAGCUCUUGACUUGUGCCGGAUUAUUGGUCUCGAGAGUAAAAUUUCUGAUGUUAUAAUGAGGCUUAUCAGUAAGGGCAAACAAUUUCUAGCUCUCAAGUUCAUAUUUGAGUUUGAACGUGCUGAUGAGUUCCCUCCAGUGCCCUUAUUGAAAGCCCAUGUGAUGGAAUCAAAGCGAAUUGCUCAGAAAGUUCGUAAGAAUGGAAAGAAUACUCGUCAGUCAUUGAAUGAUGCUGGAAUGAAAGAAAUCACUGCACUCAAGGCAGUACUAAGGUGCAUUGAGGAUCAUGGUCUGGAAUCUCAGUACCCUAAAGAUGAGCUGACGACACGUAUCGACAAGUUGGAAAAAGAGAAGGCCUAUAGAAGGAGAACUGCUGCUUUAGCCCCGGCUUCUGUACCCAAACCUCAGCCGAAGGCAAAACAACCCAAGCAAAAUGAGAACAAGCGAAUAAAGGCAGCACAUGGGCCUUCACCAUUUAUAAGGAAAUUUAAUUCAGCAGGUGCCCAAUCACAUAUAUUGUCCAUAAACAGGCCUGGUGUGUUGCCGGACCAUGCUGCUCCUUACGUCAGUGCACCUGCUGGGACCUAUGGUGUGGUUGGGCCCGUUUUGGCUGCUGAUCCUUAUGGGGCCUCCUCGACUAACAUGUAUGGGUUGUCAGGGCCCCCGGUGGCCUUCUCGGGAAAUUCAUCUGCCACCAUUCCUGGUGGUUAUUCUUCUGAGGCACAUUCACAACCUGGUUAUUCACAACCUGGUUAUUAUGAUAAUAGAACGACAACUUACGAUGGGUAUGAUGUGCCAUCUCAAUACCAUACAUUGUACUAUCAUCCACAGUAA
Messenger RNA from Striga hermonthica, 1596 nucleotides. The record is from the annotation of a GenBank genome assembly. NCBI's taxonomy places the organism in Eukaryota, Viridiplantae, Streptophyta, Magnoliopsida, Lamiales, Orobanchaceae.